Messenger RNA from Vicia villosa (hairy vetch), 2535 nucleotides. RefSeq lists its product as uncharacterized. Gene Ontology annotation, molecular function: protein binding. NCBI's taxonomy places the organism in Eukaryota, Viridiplantae, Streptophyta, Magnoliopsida, Fabales, Fabaceae. The record is from RefSeq and is a predicted model, not a curated record. Gene Ontology annotation, biological process: cell surface receptor signaling pathway. Bases 340 to 2349 code for a protein of 669 amino acids. The transcript has a single exon.
UUUAGAGAGACUACCCGUUAUAAUGGUCUUUCCAAAUUCCAUCAACCACUAGACUCAACUCAACUCAACUCUCACAGCUCUCCCUGUCUGAAUUUUCAGAAAUAAUGCUUACCAAUCACUCCCACCCACAACAACAACACAAUCUCCGUCAUCAAACCUAAACCCACACACAACUUGACCAUACCAAUUCCUCCAAUAAUUCCCACUUUACAACACACCCUUUCUCAUCUUCUAACUACCUCACCUCACCUCACCUCACCUCGCCGUUUUUCCAUCCAAACCAAACCCUAUACUUCAGAUCCACCCCCACUUUUCACACCACCAACAUUCAACACCAUAAUGGCCGAUUUAGUAAAACAGCUCUUAGCAAAACCGAUCCAAUUAGCCGACCAAGUAAGCAAAGCCGCCGAAGAAGGAAGCUCCUCCUUCAAACAAGAAUGCUUAGAACUCAAAUCCAAAACCGAAAAACUCGCUUCCCUCCUCCGCCAAGCCGCGAGAUCAAGCUCCGAUUUAUACGAACGCCCAACCCGCCGCAUCAUCGGCGACACCGAACAAGUCCUCGAAAAAGCGCUAACCUUAGUCCUCAAAUGCAAAGUCAACGGUCUCAUGAAGCGUGUCUUCAGCAUAGUACCCUCCGCUGCUUUCCGCAAAAUGUCCUCCCAUCUCGAAAACUCCAUCGGCGACGUCUCCUGGCUCCUCCGCGUCUCCGCUCCGACGGAGGAGGGGAGCUACGAGUGUCUAGGUCUUCCGCCUAUUGCCUCUAAUGAACCGAUUCUAGGUCUAAUUUGGGAGCAGAUUGCGAUUCUUCAUAACGGCUCUGUUGAUGAUCGAUCUGAUGCGGCUGCUUCUCUUGUUUCGCUUGUUCGCGAUAACGAUCGGAACGGGAAAUUGAUAAUUGAGGAAGGUGGAGUUGGUCCUUUGUUGAAGCUUAUUAAAGAAGGUAAAAAGGAGGGUCAGGAAAAUGCUGCUAAAGCUAUUGGGCUUUUGGGUAGGGAUGCGGAAAGCGUUGAUGUUAUGAUUCAUGCUGGUGUUUGUUCGGUUUUCGCUAAGAUUCUUAAAGAAGGUCCUAUGAAAGUUCAAGCUGUUGUGGCUUGGGCUGUUUCGGAGCUUGUUUCGAAGAAUCCGAAAUGUCAAGAUGUUUUUGCUCAGCAUAAUAUUGUUAGGUUGCUUGUUAGUCAUAUCGCGUUUGAAACUGUUCAGGAGCAUAGUAAAUACGCGAUUGUUAGUAAUAAGCCGAAUUCGAUUCAUGCUGUUGUGUUGGCGAGUGGUAAUAGUAAUAGUGGUGAUAACUCUGGUUCUAAUAAUGUGAGAAAAGAGACUGAAGAUGAGGUGAAAAUUCGGAUGCAGCAUCCGUUAGGGGAUAGGUCUACGAAUCAGAUGCAUAAAGUGGUGGCAAGUACUAUGGCAAUGCAUGCUGCAAAUGCGAAUAACAACAAGAAUCAACAAACCGAUGUAGGGAAUGAAGUGAGUCUAAACUCUCAUUCUCAGGUGGCUGGUAAUUCAAAUGGGAGCGGGAACGGUAAUACGAAGCAAAACUAUUCUUAUUCUGGGAUUAGCAUGAAGGGAAGGGAGCUUGAGGAUGCUGAGAGUAAGGCUGAGAUGAAAGCAAUGGCUGCGAAAGCUCUUAUGGUUCUAGCAAAGGAUAACUCGGGGAUUUGUCGUAGUAUAACAGAAUCAAGGGCUUUGUUAUGCUUUGCUAUUCUCCUUGAAAAAGGACCUGAAGAAGUGAAGUACCAUUCUGCGUUGGCGUUGAAAGAGAUUACGGCAGUGGCUGAGAAAGAUCCUGAGUUGAGAAGAAUGGCAUUUAAGCCAAAUUCUCCUGCCUGUAAAGCAGUUGUUGAUCAAGUGAUCGAUAUUAUCGACAAAGAAGAUAAGAGGCUUCUGAUUCCUUGUGUUAAGGCUAUUGGAAGCUUGGCAAGGACAUUCAGGGCAACUGAGACAAGGAUAAUUGGUCCAUUGGUUCGACUUCUCGACGAAAGAGAGGCUGAAGUAUCCAAAGAAGCUGCAGACUCACUCGCGAAAUUUGCCUGCAAUGACAACUACCUCCACCUUGAUCACUCUAAGGCAAUCAUAAGCUCUGGCGGUGCAAAACACUUGGUUCAGCUUGUGUAUCUUGGGGAGCCGCCAGUUCAAUAUUCAGCCUUGGUUCUGCUAUCCUAUAUCGCAUUGCACGUGCCAGACAGUGAAGAACUUGCUCGGGUUGAGGUUCUUGGAGUUCUUGAAUGGGCGUCCAAGCAACUUAACGUGACUCAAGAUGAAAAUGUCGAGAUGUUGUUGCAAGAGUCCAAGAGUAGGCUGGAGCUUUACCAGUCUAGAGGCUCAAGAGGGUUCCAAAAAUUACAUCAAUAGGAUGAGACAGUGAUUAGUUCUUAUUGUUGUUGUUGGUGUGAGGUUUUUGAAUGAUUUGUAUCUGGUAUAUUGUUCUUGUGAAGAGUGUAUAUACAAUCCAUUGCCUUCUUCAAUUGUUCAGUUUCAUUUUCAACUAUGAAGAAGAUCAUUUGUUAUAGCUAUAUUAACAAUGGUUUCAAUGUAACA